AUGCCAGAGAGAAUACGACAGACAGCGAGAAGUAAGCGCGAUGGCAAGCCGGCAGCUACCCCUUGGGGCUCGGCGACGAUUCCAACCAAGCACUUUGAAGAUGCAGCGGCAUGGGAAGCAUGGCUGGAACAGAAUUAUGGAGACCCUGACGGCAUCUGGAUGAAGAUCAGCAGGAGAGGCAGCGGCAUCCCCUCCGUCACGUACGACCAAGCGCUGGAUAUUGCCCUUUGCUUUGGGUGGAUCGACGGGCAGAGAAAGAGUCUCGAUGCGCAGUUCUUCCUACAGCGAUUUGCCCCGAGACGCAAGAACAGCAACUGGUCGAAACGAAAUGUUGAGAAAGUAACUGCACUGAUCGAGGCAGGGAGAAUGCGACCUCCCGGACAGGCCGAGAUUGAUGCGGCAAAGGCAGACGGACGGUGGGAGAAGGCGUACGCGUCGCCAAGCGUGAUUGAAGUCCCCGACGAUUUCCAAAGGGCCCUUAACAAGAAUCCAAAGGCCAAGGCGUUCUUCGAGAGUCUCAGCAAGAUGAAACGAUAUCCUUUUCUUUAUCGCCUUGAGAUUGUCAAGAGGGAGGAGACACAACUGGAUUCGCUCCUCUCUCGACUUGUCGAUUUCUGCAUUCUGCUCUCUCUCUUAGAACGAGCUGAAGUCCUCAAGAACUUCGCUGAACUUGAACUCUGUCUGACGCGUCUCGAAUGCACCACCUGCCCCGCAGGAAAGGCAGAAGCGAUGGGAGAAGACCAGUUUGCUCGACCUGCACAGCUCGGCACUGGGAGGAUUAAUGCAGCUCUGAGAACAGUGUCGUGCAGCAAUCAGCAGCAUUGUGCGCAGCAUCCAUACUAA
Thermochaetoides thermophila DSM 1495 is the source of this 843-nucleotide messenger RNA. RefSeq lists its product as uncharacterized. The transcript is spliced from 3 exons. Lineage: Eukaryota; Fungi; Ascomycota; Sordariomycetes; Sordariales; Chaetomiaceae. The coding region runs from base 1 to 843 and encodes 280 amino acids. The record is from RefSeq and is a predicted model, not a curated record.